UAAACAUCUGCAAGUUUUUUAUGUUCUUCAAAAAAUACUAAAUAAAGAGAAGAAAAAAAAAAAAGAAAAGAUAAAGAGAAGAUGGCGAGCGGUGGCGCCGGCGGCGGUGGAGGUGGCGGAAAGGUGUCAUUCAAAGUAACCCUUACUUCUGAUCCCAAACUUCCUUUCAAAGUAUUUAGCGUACCAGAGGCAGCCCCAUUCACUGCGGUUCUGAAAUUUGCUGCCGAGGAAUUCAAAGUGCCUCCGCAAACCAGUGCCAUCAUCACAAACGACGGAGUGGGAAUUAAUCCUCAACAGAGUGCAGGAAAUGUCUUUCUUAAACACGGGUCAGAACUGCGCUUGAUUCCUCGGGAUAGGGUUGGUGCUUGUAUGUCGGCUUAAGGUUGAGUUGUAUAUGGAUUUCCCAUAAACAUUGCAACCCGUGCGCUAUUGGCCUGAUCCUCGUAUAAGUGUUGGGAGUUCUUUUUUCCAGCUUUGUUCUUUAAAACUAAACUGCAAAAAGUGAUGGUUGUAGUGAAUUAGCUCUGAUACAAUAGAGAUCAAAGUCCUUGACUCAGUUUUGAUUGCGAAAAUUGCUGAUUACAGCAGCCCUUCUUGAUAAACAAUAUGAAUGAAUGAUGCUGUUUUGCGGUAUUAUUUUUCUUCA
This is a messenger RNA of Sesamum indicum (sesame), 646 nucleotides long. RefSeq lists its product as uncharacterized. Gene Ontology annotation, cellular component: nucleus; cytoplasm. Gene Ontology annotation, biological process: protein K69-linked ufmylation. The record is from RefSeq and is a predicted model, not a curated record. Lineage: Eukaryota; Viridiplantae; Streptophyta; Magnoliopsida; Lamiales; Pedaliaceae.